AUGACGCAUCAGUGCGCGUCGCGGCGAAGAGCACGUCUACGAACCUUUGUGGCCAUCGUGGCCGCAUCUCUUUUGCUGCUGCUUGUUCUGACUCCUCUCCGAACACACGCGUACGAUGCAGACGACUUCGACGAUGACGAUGCAGAUGCAGACGACGACGCGCAGAUCUCGAUACCACCAGAAGCGCAACAAGCCAAAGAGCUCGCCGACGCUUCCUUGCUCUGGGGUACAUACCGUCCACAAAUCUACUUUGGUCUUCGUCCCCGUCUUCCCGACUCGCUCCUCACCGGUCUCGCCUGGUUCGGCUUGCAGGACUACGCCAACUAUCAGCACAUUCGACAUCAGUGCAGCGAUCAAGAUGGUAUGAAGGGCUUCACAUGGAAGUACCACGACGGGCGCGAAUUUGGCGUUCAAGAGAUCAACGACAACGAGAACAACUACCGCCUCGAGACCAGCUUCCUCAAAGUCAACACCGCCAACAAGAACGGCGGCAGCUGGGGCGCUCGCAUCUCGGGCACUGUCCUGGAUCCCACAAAGCCAGCAUCCCUCACCACCUUCUGGUACACCGCCAUCGAGACCCUGGGCGGCACGCUCGGUCUCGAAACCGAGGUGGAGCCAGGGCAAGGGAUUGAGCGUCACCGGCCCGUGCGUCUUGCUGGCUCCGUUCCAGGACUUGGCGACUUUGUACUGCGCGUCGAAGAGCCAGAGGCGGCUCAUGGCAACUCGAACACCAAUGGCAAUCAAUUCGUCACCAGGCACAGCGGUUCUGCUACCGCCGACGACUACGCCGAGACCGUUGGCAAGUCUCACGUCUUUGGCAAGCGGAUUCCCGUCGACACGGUCUGGAAGGGUAAGGACGUCAUUCAGAACGACAUCGCGGUCCGUUUGCAGCAAGCAAUACAGACGUUCGGAAAGGACAACAUGCCCGAUCCUGCCCUCACCCUCUCUCUCUCGGACCAAAUCGCGCCUGGUUCCACCAUCUUUGCCGUCCAGAAAUCUUUCACCGGUAACUUCACCUUUGACGUCUUCUACGACAGCGCAUCCACACCCAAGGGCGAGCUCCUUUCGUCUGCUGGACUGACGCAAGCACUCCGAGCUUCUCGUCAAGCCUACGAUGAGCGCUUCACAAGCGCUCUUCGCCUCAACAAGAAAAACUACUCGGCACAGCAAAUCGAGUACGCCCGUGACCUCACUUCUUCUAUCACAGGAGGUAUCGGCUUCUAUCACGGCUCCUCCAUUGUCGACCGCACCUUCAAGCACGAACACGACAUUGAGGCCGGCUCGGGCGUCUACGAUCCCGAGGUGGAUGGUCAGCCCAACCCACAGCGCACCGAACCUGAACAGCAUUUCACCGCCACGCCCUGCCGGAACAUCUUCCCACGCGGCUUCUACUGGGAUGAAGGUUUCCACCUGGCUCACAUUGGUGCGUGGGACAACGACCUCAGUCUCGACAUUCUGCGCAGUUGGAUUCGCUUGAUCGAUCGAGACGGCUGGGUGGCCCGCGAGCAGAUCCUUGGCGACGAGGCCAGGUCACGCGUGCCUGAUGGCUUCCAGACCCAGUACCCGCAGUACGGCAACCCGCCGACCCUCAUCCUGGCUGUCAGCGCUUACGUUGACCGUCUUGUCGCUCGAAUCGAAAAGUCAGGAUUAAGCGUCGCUUCUCUUGGCAACCAGGAAGCUCUCGUAGACUCGCAAUCGCUAGAGGAAGCGCCCAUCUCGGAAAAGAUGCUGGUCUCGACGGCGCUCGGUCAAGCCUUCUUGCGCGAAAUCUAUCCCAAGCUGCGUCGACACUACCGUUGGUUCCGCCGCACGCAACGGGGCGAAGUGCGCGAAUGGGACCGCGAGGCCACUUCGAGGCUAGAGGCGUAUCGAUGGCGCGGCCGCACCAAGGACCAUGUCUUGACAAGUGGAUUGGAUGACUAUCCGCGUGCGCCUGUGCCUCACACGGGCGAGCUUCACGUUGACCUGCACUCGUGGAUGGGCUCUUUCGCCGACACCAUGACCAAGAUCGCCCGCGUUCUGGGCAAGGAGGACGACGUGGAAGAGUUCUCCCGGCACUACUCGGACAUCGUUGCCAAUCUGGAAGAUCUGCAUUGGAGCGAGGAGAACAAGAUGUACUGCGAUGCGAGCGUCGACGAGCACGAUCAGUCGUACCACGUCUGCCACGCUGGCUACGUCUCUCUGUUCCCGUUCAUGCUCGAGCUGCUCCCGCCCGACUCGCCACACUUGGGUCAUGUGCUGGAUCUGCUCUCGGAUCCAGAGCAGCUGUGGUCGCCGUACGGCAUCCGAUCGCUCAGCCUCAAGGACGAGCACUUUGGCAAGGGAGACAACUACUGGCGAGGACCCGUGUGGGUGCACAUGAGCUACCUCAGCUUGAGGGCGUUGCGCAACAAGUACGCGACCACGUCGGGUCCUCAUCAGAAGCAGGCGCAGCAGAUCUACGAGAGGUUGCGGGAGAAUGUGGUGGCAAAUACGUUCAAGGAGUACGAGAGGACCGGAUAUGUCUUCGAACAGUACAAUCCAAAGGAUGGAAAGGGACAGAGGGGGUAUCCGUUCACGGGAUGGACGAGCACGGUUGCCUUGAUGAUGGCCGAGAUCUUCCCGUGA
Messenger RNA from Kalmanozyma brasiliensis GHG001, 2607 nucleotides. RefSeq names its product Glycoside hydrolase, family 63. The transcript has a single exon. Lineage: Eukaryota; Fungi; Basidiomycota; Ustilaginomycetes; Ustilaginales. Gene Ontology annotation, cellular component: endoplasmic reticulum membrane. The coding region runs from base 1 to 2607 and encodes 868 amino acids. Gene Ontology annotation, biological process: protein N-linked glycosylation; oligosaccharide metabolic process. The record is from RefSeq and is a predicted model, not a curated record. Gene Ontology annotation, molecular function: Glc3Man9GlcNAc2 oligosaccharide glucosidase activity.